Molecule: messenger RNA, 2433 nt
Organism: Salpingoeca rosetta
Lineage: Eukaryota; Choanoflagellata; Craspedida; Salpingoecidae
Exons: 2
Coding region: 149-2101 (650 amino acids)
Source: RefSeq, a predicted model, not a curated record
CAAGCAGCGUCGAACACCAAACACCCGCACACAAACACAUACACACAGACCCACGUACACACACACAAACACCCACACACACACCCGCACACACACACACGCACAUCUCGCCCUCUCCCUUCCGCCACACAUACACACACAGACAGGAAUGACGGGCCCUGGCGCUGGCUUCCAGUGGGAAUUGGUGGCCGUGCACCUGGAGCAUGAUCCGCGAUCGCUGUUCAAGCUGAUGCAGACAUGCCACGAGCUGCUGGAGGACAUGCCCCUGCGGCUUCCGAAAUGGCUGCUGGCGGCCGCGUUCAAGAAGCCCGGCGCCAACAGCGCCUUUGCGCAGCUCGGCGGCGGUGACUGGGAGAGGCAGCGCUUCCUCGUGCACUCGUGGCUCGGCGCGCUGUGGAGCUCCUCCUGCCCUGCCCUGACCACGGUGGACCCGCUCAAGGCCCGCACGCACGUGCGGCUGUUCCUGACCAAGGUGCCGCCAAAAGCCAAGCAGUGGACGCAGGUCCCCAAACCAGCCCAGCUCUCCCUGCAGACGCGCGUGCUGCCGCAAAACUGGGCCGACGUGGAGGCUCUCUUGGCGUCUGUCGUGCAGGGCGGCGGCCAGCUCGGCACGUUGCAGCUCACCAUCGCUGGCACCUUCGCCGAACUCACCGUCCCCGCAUGCGAGAAGCUCCGCCUGUGCAUCUCCGGCACGGUCGACGCCCUCACCGUACAGGGCGCAGACGACAUCGUGGUGAACGCCACCGGCAAGAAGCCGGGCUGCGUGAAGGCGUGUACCGUCUCAAACGUGCGCCUGGCCACUGUCGAGCUGCCGCCAACCACCACCAGCCUCUCCUUCCCCACCGGCGUCACGUCUGUCUUUGUCGAGUGCACUGCGCCAGGCCUUGACAUCUCCACGCUGCGCAGCGCCGCCUCCGCAAACCUGAGGCUCUCGCAGACCACCGACGUGUCCCCGCUGUCCAGCGUGACGGGCUCCCUGGCCCUGCAAGGUGGCGCGCUGCCUGCUGCGACAGAGGUCACCCUCAACGCCCGCCGCGUUACUUUGCUGAACUGCCCUGCAGUGAAAGGUGCGCUGGUACUCCCCAACGCCACGCACGUUGAGCUGCGCAACCACGCGUGCCGCAGCAUCACCUGCAAGCGGCACCUGAACGUGCUCAGGGUGACAUACGACGAAUUUCUCUACAACCCACCCCUGCCAGUCGUGGUGCCUGUCCUGCCCAGCGCAGAGAAGGUGCACCUGAGCGGGCACCACUUUUGCAACUCGGCCAAGGACAUUGCCGCCAUCGCCAAGACGUCCACCGACGUGUGCGUGCGCACUUCAGGGGACCCGCGACGCCUGGCGUCUGCUGCCAUUCGCGCCAAGAAGGGCAACCUGCACGUGUUCUACGAAGGCCCCUGGGAGCACUUUGGGGUGGUCAAGGGGCUGGAGGGCUCGCGGCUGUUCGUGCCCAACUCCAAGGCGCGCGGGCUGCUGAAGAUGGCACCGUGGCUGAAGGAGGUGACGGUGACGUGGAGCAGACUCCGAUCCAUCGACGUCAGCGCAAUGCCGCUGCUGCGCUCGCUCACAUGCAAGGGGUCGCCGAUGGCCAAGGUGCAGGGGCUGGCCACGCUGCAGCACUUGGAGCGGCUGCACCUCACGUGCGUGUACCUCGACUCUGACACAAUCACGUGCAAGGAGGUCACGCUGAGUGACUGCGCCGGGUCCGCGACGGUCAACGACGCUGACGAGGUGGACGUGGUUGAGGGCGAGGGCGUGAGCUUCAAGCUCACAAACGUGAAGCGCCUGCACUACAAGGCGAAGAAGAGCAAGUUCUGUUGGCGUGUGGACAUCAAGUCGGCAACCAACGUGGGCACGGUGGAGUACGAAAGCGUCGUUGACCCGCCCAUUGCCAACAUGCAGGACGUGCAGCACCUUGUUCUCAAGGGAUGCGCGCUGACCAAGACGGUGGCGGAGAUUGCCGCGCAGGUGCAACAGGUCACCCUGCACAAGUGCACCGCCAAGGACGGCGGUGCAGCCAUGCCCAAUGGCACGUGGAAGCAGCCACAGCCAACGAACGCCAUUGCACCCAGCGUGGCACCAGCCACAGACGUCAAGGCUUGAAACAGUGCUGGUGGACGAGUGUGGAGAGGGGAAACACUGUGUAUGUUUAGGUGUUUUCUGGCUGUAUGUGGCUUGUGUUGCUGUUGUUCUUUCCGAGUCCUUGCUCGCCCACUGUUGUUCUUUCUAACUUGCUUCUCACUUCCUGCUGUUCUCUCCCAUAAGUGCUCUGCUUUCUUUUUUUUUUUUUUUUCCUUAGCCAACCUUCAAAGCGAACUUGUGCGUGUGCGUGUGCGCGUGUGUAUGAACACCUGAUCGUCAGUCCGUCUCUGGUGUGUUGUCCCAGAAACGCGUUUGAAUGAACCAAUUGCGUUGUUUUACUUGCUCGCCAUUAC